This is a messenger RNA of Diaporthe batatas, 2547 nucleotides long. RefSeq lists its product as uncharacterized. The coding region runs from base 1 to 2547 and encodes 848 amino acids. The transcript has 2 exons. Lineage: Eukaryota; Fungi; Ascomycota; Sordariomycetes; Diaporthales; Diaporthaceae. The record is from RefSeq and is a predicted model, not a curated record.
AUGUCCUCUUCCGUCUUCAGCUCAGCAGACUCCCAGUCUCCCUUUGCAAAGAUUCGAGCUUCAGAAGCCGCAGCGAACAAUGCCCAGGGUCAAGCCGAAGCUACUCAACCAUCGCAGCAGCCGUUGUCACGUGUGCCCGCUGCUCUGGACACGCUCAACGACAGUCAGGCUCUUGCACUUCUCCUGAAUAACCAGACAGUUUCAAGGCUGUUCCAGGAUGCAUUCAUAACACGCGUCGAGGAGCACCAGCAGAGGGUGGAGCAGCGUUAUAAUCAGCGCUUAGUGGAGCUUGAAGAGUACACCCGCAGCUGGCGAGACACCACCAAGGAACUCUGGAUGGCCGUGAAUGAAGGCACUUUCAACCCAGACAACGAGGAGAGGGACAGUCUCAGGUGGAAGGGCCCACACGAGGCUGGACAAGCCUUCCAUCCCGAUUCCACCGUUUUAGUGCCGAGUCUGACUGCCAAUGCCACUCCCUUGGCCGCCGUUAUACCAGGUCUCACCCUUGGACUUCCAUUGCAGGAGUGGAUUACAGACAUCAAAGGGUCAGCGGCUGACUUCGUGUCUCCAAGCUCCAAGCUUAUGCUCUUGAUGGGAUCACCUUAUCUUGAUCUUGAAGACCAGGCGUUCUCCAAGUUCUUGAAAUCAUCACCCUCGUGUGGGCGGAUCUUUAUCCGGCUUGUAGACUCCGCGCUAAACUACACAUACCUCUCAUUAGGAAGUAAAACGCAAGAGGACAGCCCCGAGUUCCAGCCUGAAGACAUCAUAGUUGAGCCGACUCUCCAGAACAUGCUUCUUCUCUGGAAGGCAUUCUGUAUACUGAAGGAUAGAAAUGACUAUCUCCUCUCCAAGAUCGGGGGCCCUUGGUCGGAAGUCAGCAGAAAAGCAUUGAAUGAGCUUCUCGACAGGCUGCAUCAGUACCGAGGCGCCUCAACCUCGCGCUCGAGACAGAUGCGCUGCAUAUCACUGCCAGAGGCUUCACUCGGAACAGAGGGUGUGCCCUUGAAUCGUAAAUUGGUGAUAGCCCGUCCUUACCACAAAGGAAUGCGAGUGAUCGGGGCCGAGUUCUUCGACACUGGCUACAUCUCUCGCAAGCGUCGCGUCUCCGCUGAAGACAUUGUUAUUACUGAAGAAACCGUCACGCUCCAAGAUAUUGGUCGUACUUUGGAACAAGCGAUUCGAAUGGGCGUUGGUCCAGGCAUCAAACCAGACCACGCUACAAUUUCUAUCGACGUUCUCAGCUCGGAGAAUGCGGCAGUGCCUCAAAUGUCCAAGGCUGGACAGUCGGGGCAGUUAUAUCAAGAUUCUGCUGCGAUGAGAACACCAGUUCCAAAGAGCUUGGAUCCAACUCAGCCGUCCCUUUUCCAGCGGACGCUUCAUCUUAGCAAUGACCUGAGGGAGCUCGGUGACGAUGAUCGCAGUGAUGGGUAUGAUCCUCAGGCCCACAGUCGCUGGCUCGCAAUGGGAGGAGAGCCACAAGAUGUUCGCUCUCCUUCACCCAAGUGCCAGCAAGAAAGAAUCAUAGAUCAUCGAUUUCAAGCACAUGAUGUGGAGGAAGAGGUGCCGCCAUCCGACCCGGACAACGACCGUACCGGUGACAAUUUCUCUGAGAUUGGCGAAAACAGUGAUCGCAUCAUACUUGACGAGCAGCCGAAGAACGUUACGUUUCGUUGCCAUAGAAAGCGGCCUCUCCCGGCAGCUGACGAGAAGACCCAGGCGACGAAGAGGCUGAAGGUCUCGAAGGCUGAGCCAUCCAUGGUAGUAGAGAGGCAGUUUCCUCAGAAGCAUCCACGAGUGCCCAAUCUCCAUUUCAGUUCCGUCGCUCCGCCUAGCAGUCCUGACAAGCAGCACCUCGAUCAACCCGCAGCUGACCUGGCUCGCGCAGUUCCUCUCGAUAAGCAGGACACGGCUGUGGCUCUGAGCCCUUUGCCCCUUCCUUUCGAGACUAGGACCAAAAGGGCCCAGGAGCUUCAGGAGAUUCAGGAUCAGUUGCGGCGGCUUGGAUGUCGCAUCGAAGACGGCGUCGAUCAGGCUGACGUGGGCGCCUCCAGUGGAAACAUCGAGACCCCUGGACAACCGCAAGCCGAUGGUGUGUUUGAACGAACACCAGCCUCUACCGAGAUGGCCUCCGGCCAGGAGCUGCGGGAUAAACUCCGGCGCAUCGGAUGUCGCUUUGAAGAAGACAUUGGCAAGGCCGAUGUCGGCAACGUACGGGGAAAAGGCACGAGGAUCGAGCAGCUGCCGGAAAGCAGCGAGGGGUCUGAGACUGUGCUUGAGAACCAUCGCAAGACUUCGACUAGUCAAGCGGACUCACUUCCAGCAGCUCAUCUGACGUCUCUCGGUGUCCCCAGCCAGACUGAGGCUCCGUCGGGCGGCGCAGACUCGCUCUCCACCGCGCAAAGGCGUGUCACGGAUCAUCCGAUGAUCUUGAAGGUACAGAGUGAAGGUACGUCUGGGAAGGGCGGGGAGAUGGGCAAGCCGUCUGGAACUCCUGCUGGUGAGGCUGUAGAGCGAGGCCGGCGAGUGCGAACAUUGAGACGAGGGUGA